UCAACCUUACUAGGUCCCUUCAUAACCAUUCUUGCAUACUAAGGCACAAAGAAGAGCAAGGUUGCACGUUGCAGUGACAUAAUACACGCAACAAAAAUAUGGUAAAUCCUGAUCCUUCCCCUAUCAGCUUCUGUACUCAAGCAAACGCACUUCUCAGGAAGAAUUUAACUUUCCAGAAACGGAACCUGAAGACAAACAUUCGGUUGAUUCUGUUCCCUAUGAUCUUUUGCAUUUUGCUGGUUCUACUUCAAAGUAUAAUGGACACUUUAUUGGAUAAACCCAAAUACAAAUGUGGCUGCAUCUGUGCCAACAAUAAUAAAAUAAAAUGUGACGACUCAGAGAAGGUUUGUGGGAUUCAGUAUUCUGAUCAGACUCAAGUUGUAACCUGUGCUAUUCCUAAUCCACCUGAAUGGCCUCCUCUCUUGCAACUUCCCGCUCUCUCAUGCAAUACAACUGCCUCCUGUUAUUUUACCAUGCUCUUUACUGCCAACAAUCACUCCUUUGGACAAAGUGUGUCUAAAAAUAUGUUCCCAAGUGCGUUAACUAUGAAUGACUAUGAUAUCAUGGCGAGUUUGGCACCAAAUGUGCUGGGAUCUGGAACAAAGCCUACGGAUAACAAUUUUCAUGAAACUGCUUUUACUCCGGAGUAUCCCAUUUUUAAUCUACAAACUCAGUGCCCUCAAAACAACUCUGGAUUCUUAUUUCCCUACCAAAUAGCAGGCACUACUGCGCAACAAGAAAUCAAAUGUGCUCGAGGUAUAUAUUCAUGGCGUAACAGUUCUUCUGAUAUCAACAAAGAGUUAUAUCAAACUUAUCAAAGAGGUAACCCAAAACGACGGAUCAAUAACAUAGUUUCAGUUUUCGAUUUUCUCAAUUCAAAUGAGGAUGGAUUCAAUGUCACUGUACGGUUCAACGCAACAACCAAGGGUGCCGAUAUUAAUCAUCUUAAUGCAAUGUUGCGGAUUCCCCGUUCCGUAAAUAUGAUAUCAAAUGCUUACCUGCAGUUUCUGCUUGGACCCAGCACCAAAAUCUUAUUUGAGUUUGUAAAGGAAAUGCCUAAGUCUGAGACCCCAAUUAGGAUUGAGAUAGCUACUCUCCUGGGCAGUCUGUUCUUUACAUGGGUUGUCCUGCAACUUUUUCCAGUUGUUUUGACAUCACUGGUUUAUGAGAAGCAACAAAAAUUAAGAAUCAUGAUGAAAAUGCAUGGUCUUGGUGAUGGGCCAUAUUGGAUGAUUACAUAUGGUUAUUUUCUUGCCUUAUCAGCGAUAUACAUGUUGUGUUUUGUGAUAUUCGGCUCAGUCUUGGGAUUAAAAUUCUUCACCUUGAAUGACUACAGCAUCCAAUUUGUGUUCUAUUUCAUCUAUAUAAACUUACAAAUUUCAACGGCAUUUCUGCUGUCUUCCUUUUUUGCAAAUGUUAGGACCGCUACAGUAACCGCAUAUAUAGGUGUCUUUGGAACUGGGCUAUUAGGCGGCUUUCUUUUCCAAUUUUUUGUGCAAGAAACAUCAUUUCCAAGAGGCUGGAUCAUUUGUAUGGAAUUGUAUCCUGGGUUUGCUUUAUAUCGUGGGUUGUAUGAGUUUGCACAGUUUUCCUCCAGUCUCAGUAAUUUAAGGACUGAUGGUAUGCGGUGGAAGGAUCUGAGUGAUGGCGUCAAUGGCAUGAAAGAAGUCUUAAUUAUCAUGUCUGCUGAGUGGAUAGUAGUGCUUUUAGUUGCUUAUUACAUCGACCAAGUAUUGUCAACAGGAAGUGGGAAAGGUCCUCUAUUCUUCUUGAAAGGAUUUCAGAUAAAACUACUUCCAUCAUUGAAAAAGCCCAGUAUUCAAAGGCAAGGGUCAAAAGUUUUUGCUCAGAUGGAGAAACCUGAUGUCAUCCAAGAGAGGGAGAAGGUGAAGCAGCUGCUGCAUGAACCAACCAUUAAUCAUGCAAUUGUUUGUGACAACAUAAAAAAAUUCUAUCCAGGAAGGGAUGGAAAUCCAGGGAAAUUUGCAGUGAGAGGAUUGUUCCUUGCUGUUCCUCGAGGGGAAUGCUUCGGUAUGCUUGGUCCUAAUGGUGCUGGGAAGACUUCUUUUAUCAGUAUGAUGAUUGGUCUCACAAAGCCAGCAUCUGGCGCGGCAUAUGUUCAAGGCCUGGACAUUGGAACUCAUAUGAACGGAAUAUAUACUAGCAUGGGAGUAUGCCCACAGCACGACUUGCUGUGGGAAAGCUUGACAGGUAGAGAGCACCUACUUUUUUAUGGAAGACUUAAAAACCUUACAGGUUCAAUCUUGACUCAAGCAGUAGAAGAAUCUUUGAAGAGUUUGAACCUUUACCAUGGAGGGAUUGCUGAUAAACAAGCUGGAAAAUACAGUGGAGGGAUGAAGAGGAGGCUUAGUGUUGCAAUUUCAUUGAUUGGGGACCCCAGAAUUGUUUAUUUGGAUGAGCCAAGUACUGGAUUAGACCCUGCUUCAAGGAAAUGGCUUUGGAAUGUUAUCAAGAUUGCGAAACUGGACCGUGCAAUCAUUUUGACUACACAUUCUAUGGAAGAGGCAGAUGCCUUAUGUGAUCGAUUAGGAAUAUUUGUAAAUGGUAGCUUGCAAUGCAUAGGAAAUCCAAAGGAGCUGAAAGGCAGAUAUGGAGGAACUUAUUUGUUCACAAUGACAACAUCUUCCGAUCACGAGAAGGAUGUCGAGAACAUUGUACAACGCCUCACCCCAAAUGCCAACAAGAUAUACCAUCUCUCUGGUACUCUGAAAUUUGAGCUGCCAAAAGAGGAUGUUAAAAUAGCAAAUGUAUUUCAAGCUGUUGAAGUUGCAAAAAGAAACUUCACCGUUAUUGCAUGGGGUUUAUCUGACACAACAUUGGAAGAUGUCUUCAUUAAGGUAGCACGUGAGGCUCAAGCAUUUGAUACAUUGCAAUAAUUUUCUGUCCCAUAAAGAUUAAUAUAUCGGUAUAGAGCACUGCUAUUUCUAACGAGAAAUAACAGUGCAAAACUUUCACACCAUAGGAUUUGCAUUUGGCGAAAAUAAUGGGUGGUGGGAUGAAAAAGUGAGACUUUGCUACUAUUUGAAUACAACUACUCGGGAUGCAUCUGCGAUUGAAGUUUUCACCAUAACCAGCUGCCAGCAUUACCGAUCGGAUAUAAUUGUAUUUUGAGUAGUGCUAUAUAAUGUGAAUUUAUCCUCACGAAAGCAUGCUAGUGUACACACACAUUGAAAUUGUUUUUUUAAGGCAAUGCUAUGUACUCACAAACCCACGAUUAAUUAUGGGUUAUUUUUUAAUUAAAAGGUGAAUUCUAGGAUGAAAGUUCAAUUAAGUCCCUCAACAAUGAGCCAUCAUAAACAAUAAUUGAGAGCCAUUAGAUCAAUCAAGCUCACACAUUCUAUUA
Messenger RNA from Medicago truncatula (barrel medic), 3364 nucleotides. RefSeq names its product ABC transporter A family member 7. NCBI's taxonomy places the organism in Eukaryota, Viridiplantae, Streptophyta, Magnoliopsida, Fabales, Fabaceae. Gene Ontology annotation, biological process: lipid transport; transmembrane transport. The record is from RefSeq and is a predicted model, not a curated record. The coding region runs from base 99 to 2897 and encodes 932 amino acids. Gene Ontology annotation, molecular function: lipid carrier activity; ATP binding; ABC-type transporter activity. Gene Ontology annotation, cellular component: membrane; intracellular membrane-bounded organelle. The transcript has 18 exons.